GCUGGCGACUGCACAGGACAAAAAUUGCCAUGGGGGAAGACGCGGAGAAGCCACAGCCCCGCGAUGGCUUGCUUCGGAAGGUGGCCAUAACUUCUCUCCGUCUGCUGGGCGUGCUGGGCGCUCUCUAUGCCUUUCUCUUUGGCUUGGACUUGAUGGGGAUGGCCUUCAAGGCUCUCGGAGGAAAGGGUGCAGGGAUGCUCUUUAGCAUCACCGACAAUCCCAUUGCAGGCCUCAUGGUGGGGAUCCUGUCCACGGUGCUGGUGCAAUCCUCCUCCACCAGUACUUCCAUCGUGGUGGGUCUGGUGGGAGCUGGACAGCUCUCCGUGCACAACGCAGUUCCUAUUGUCAUGGGAGCCAACAUUGGCACCUCUGUGACAAAUACCAUUGUCUCCAUGGCUCACGUGGGCGAACGCCUGGAGUUGGAACGCGCCUUCUCGGGCGCCACCGUGCACGACAUGUUCAACAUGUUGAGUGUGAUCACACUGCUUCCCAUUGAGGUAUUAGUGGAUGCCAUUCAGGGGCAGGGUGGACCCAUCUAUUGGCUGUCCAUGACCCUGACCAAUGCCCUUGUGGGUUCUGGCAAUCAGGAGAUCAGUUUUACAUCCCCCACCAAGGUCAUCGUCAAUCCCUUGGUGGCGCAAUUUUUGCACCCCAACAAGAAUGUGAUCAAGGCCUUGUCCCUGGAGCCACAGCCCAUGUCCUGCGAGUCCUGUAGUGGCCGUGAAUAUUGCAUCGGCGAUUCGGUCAUGAUGAACUGGAAACACAUCAAUGAGGCCGCUGUAGAAGAGCUGCAACACUGCGACCCCGGCAUCGCAACAGGAUGUGGAGAAGAGAGUAGUUGCAUCAUGGAUGCUAAUCGGUUCUUCACCGACCAUGUGGAAGAGGCUGAUAUCAUCCACGCAGGUUUUCUGAAAGGCCUGGGUGACACAGGUGGUGGCAUUGUGGCCCUCCUUCUGUCGCUGCUGGUGAUUUGCAUGUCCCUCUUUUGUAUGGUGAAGCUGCUGCACAGCCUCAUUCUGGGCAGGGCCAAGGCGAUCAUUCUCAAAGCCACCAACAUGAACGACUACCUGGCCAUGGCAGUGGGGGGCAUCCUGACCUUCAUUGUGCAGAGCAGUUCCGUGGUGACCUCCGCUUUGACGCCAUUGUGUGGCAUCGGCGUGCUGCCAGUCCACAAGAUGUUGCCCAUGACGCUGGGUGCCAACAUCGGCACCACCUUCACGGCGUUGCUGGCGGCGCUUGCUGUGCCGACACACGACAGCCUCCAAAUCGCCUUCUGUCAUUUGCUCUUCAACAUCCUUGGCAUCAUCGUGUGGUUUCCGCUGCCACCCAUGCGCCGUAUCGUGGUGAAUGCUGCCAAGAUGCUAGGUUUUUAUGCAUCCUACUGGCGCCUUGUGCCCCUGCUCUACAUCCUGGUCAUGUUUUUGGCCGUGCCAGGCCUUUGCCUAGCCAUCUCCGUGCUCUACGGUGCUUCCUUAGCAGCGGGCAUCGUCUGCAGCGUGCUGGGACUGUUGCUCUUAUCCGCCAUCAUUGCCUGGUGGAACACUGGGGGAUGCUACAGAGUUGUUAGCAAGGAAGCACGCCAGCAGCGGGCCAUUGAAGUGGCUGAGAGGGAAGCGGCGGAGAAGGAGAAGGAUAUCAUUCCGCCCCCUGAAAUCGAGGGAGUGCAGGAUGCGGUGUAGGUGGUGUGAGGACUUUUGCGUGUCUACCACCUUGUAGUGGCUUUUUGGUUUUCUCUUCCGCCAUCAGCGCCACUGAUGGGUGUCACAUCACUGUUUGGAUCAACAUCCUAGCAACUGUUGAG
This is a messenger RNA of Cladocopium goreaui, 1801 nucleotides long. The record is from the annotation of a GenBank genome assembly. NCBI's taxonomy places the organism in Eukaryota, Dinophyceae, Suessiales, Symbiodiniaceae.